CUUUCCCUGCGGAGGACCAGGGCAAGUUUCCUGCCUGCACGGCACAGGAGAGCAAACUUCUACAGACAGACCAAGGCUUCCAUUUGCUGCUGACACAUGGAACUGAGGUGAAAUUGUGCUCCAUGAUUUUACAGAUUUCAUAACGUUUAAGAGACGGGACUCAGGUCAUCAAAAUGAAAGCCCUCAUCUUUGCAGCUGCUGGCCUCCUGCUUCUGUUGCCCACUUUUUGUCAGAGUGGCAUGGAAAAUGAUACAAACAACUUGGCAAAGCCAACCUUACCCAUUAAGACCUUUCGUGGAGCUCCCCCAAAUUCUUUUGAAGAGUUCCCCUUUUCUGCCUUGGAAGGCUGGACAGGAGCCACGAUUACUGUAAAAAUUAAGUGCCCUGAAGAAAGUGCUUCACAUCUCCAUGUGAAAAAUGCUACCAUGGGGUACCUGACCAGCUCCUUAAGUACUAAACUGAUACCUGCCAUCUACCUCCUGGUGUUUGUAGUUGGUGUCCCGGCCAAUGCUGUGACCCUGUGGAUGCUUUUCUUCAGGACCAGAUCCAUCUGUACCACUGUAUUCUACACCAACCUGGCCAUUGCAGAUUUUCUUUUUUGUGUUACAUUGCCCUUUAAGAUAGCUUAUCAUCUCAAUGGGAACAACUGGGUAUUUGGAGAGGUCCUGUGCCGGGCCACCACAGUCAUCUUCUAUGGCAACAUGUACUGCUCCAUUCUGCUCCUUGCCUGCAUCAGCAUCAACCGCUACCUGGCCAUCGUCCAUCCUUUCACCUACCGGGGCCUGCCCAAGCACACCUAUGCCUUGGUAACAUGUGGACUGGUGUGGGCAACAGUUUUCUUAUAUAUGCUGCCAUUUUUCAUACUGAAGCAGGAAUAUUAUCUUGUUCAGCCAGACAUCACCACCUGCCAUGAUGUUCACAACACUUGCGAGUCCUCAUCUCCCUUCCAACUCUAUUACUUCAUCUCCUUGGCAUUCUUUGGAUUCUUAAUUCCAUUUGUGCUUAUCAUCUACUGCUAUGCAGCCAUCAUCCGGACACUUAAUGCAUACGAUCAUAGAUGGUUGUGGUAUGUUAAGGCGAGUCUCCUCAUCCUUGUGAUUUUUACCAUUUGCUUUGCUCCAAGCAAUAUUAUUCUUAUUAUUCACCAUGCUAACUACUACUACAACAACACUGAUGGCUUAUAUUUUAUAUAUCUCAUAGCUUUGUGCCUGGGUAGUCUUAAUAGUUGCUUAGAUCCAUUCCUUUAUUUUCUCAUGUCAAAAACCAGAAAUCACUCCACUGCUUACCUUACAAAAUAGUGAAAUGAUCUUAGAGAACAAGGACAGCCAUCACAGAGAACGUCUGUUUUCAAGAACAACAUAAGCAUAGUGCAAGGAGCUCCAUUUCCGAGCUCCUAAGAAAUAUGCUUCAAAGGUCAAACAUUACAAAAGCAUUAGUAGUUUGUUUGUUUGUUUUUGAGACUGAGUCUCACUUUAUCACCCAGACUGGCGUGCAGUGGCACUAUCUUGGCUCAUUGCAACCUCUGCCUCCCAGGUCAGCCUCCCAAGUAGCUGGGAUUACACCACCAUGCCCAGCUACUAAAAAUACUUGUAUUUUUAGUAGAGACGGGGUUUCACCAUGUUGACCAGGCUGGUCUUGAACUCCUGACCUCAAGUGAUCUUCCGGCCUCAGCCUCCCAAAGUGCUGGAUUACAGGCGUGAGCCACUGAGCCAGCCAGCAUUAGUAAUUUUUAAAAACACUUUAUCAGUAUUUUAAAAAUGUUAAUGCAGGAGAAAAGAUAUCACAACUCUAUGGAAAAUGACAUUUCCAUUUGCCUUAUUGCUACUUCAAGCUCUUUAAAUCACCAUCUUCCCUAUUUCUGUGAGUGGUAUUGCCAUCCUUGACAUUUGACAUCAUUUUUUAUUCUUUGGUCUCUUUUGACUCUCAUGCUGGUGGCUGCCUCAUCAACUGAUUCUAUCUUUGUAGGGUCCCUCACCAGGGUCUUUUAUCUAGUUUCACCUUUGCCUUCUUUUUUCCUUUUUUUAAUAGAGACAGUGUCUCGCUUCGUCACCUGGCUGAAGUGCAGUAGCCUGAUCAUAGCUCACUUCAGCCUCCAACUCCUGGGCUCAAGCAAUCCUGCUGUCUCAGCCUCCCAAGUAACUAAGACUACAGGCAUGCACCACCAUACCCAACUAAUUUUAUUUUUUAUUUUUUGCAGAGAUGGAGUCUCACUGUUGCCCAGGCUGGUCUUGAACUCCUGGUCUCGAGUGAUCUUCCUAUCUCAGCCUCCCAAAGUGCUGGGACUACAGGCAUGAGCCACUACGUCCAGGCCACCUCUACCUUCUAACCAUUCUCUCCACUGCCAGCCUACCCUCCACCACUUCACAAGUCCUGCCAGAUUAAUCUUCCUUAGAUAUCAGUUAGGAUACAUCACUAAAACAUUUCCACUAACUCCACUGUUUCUAUAAUAAAUCAUAAAUCUUUAGCCUGGCAUUCAAGGCUAACUUGCUAAUCACACUUCCCAUUAAACCUUGCUUAUGAUAUAGGCACCAACCAAACCUCUUGCUCUGCUAUAUCUCCACUCUGCCUCAGACUGAAAAGCUAGUCCUAACGUCUUUGCCUUAAUUCUGUUCAUUUUUUCAAGUCCUUGAAGGACCAUUCUUCCCUGAUUCUCAGGCUAGAAGUGUCACUUUUCUUAUCUGUACUUCCAAAGCACUUUCGUAUAUUUUUAUUAUGGCAUUUAUAUAUAGUUCAUUUAUAUUUAAAUUUUAAUUCCAUGAACAAUCAAGUACCAAGUAUAAUGGAGAAGGUGCUCAUCCUCUGCCUUCCUUGAGCUUCUGGGUGAUGCCAGGCCCAAGUCUUUGUGGCACCCAGCUCCAUGCUUUGAAUACUAUGUGGCUGAAUGAAUUUUUAAAAUCUCAAAGCAGUUAAACAGCAGGAAAGCCCAUUAACUUCGUACUGAAAAAGCAACAUACUGUGAUGAUACGGGAUGACAUCAUUUCAGGUUGGGCAUACAAAAAAGUAAGGAAGCUAAACUAAGACUAUACUCACCAGGCCAUUUAGAAGUUUUAAAUAAUGCCUCCACUAUUUUUUUUCUUAGACAUAGCUUUUAAUGGGGAAAUGGAAUUUUGUUAUUAAUACCCAUUAUAUUCCUGUAAGUAAAUGACUAUUUUUCCCUUAACUCAGUGAUUAGACAGGAAGGAAGACAUUAGUGAUUAGACAGGAGGGAAGAUAUUAGUGAUUAGACAGCAGGGAAGAUAUUAGUGGUAAAGAGUGAAUGAUAGUAGUGAAUAUAAAUGGGGCUGAGGAAACUUUAAGCAUAAAAGAUUCCUGAGAUGACUUUACAAGUCUGUACGAAUCUGCCUUGACUGUAUAUUUCAUACUGCCCAACAAAACAAUAAAAAACAAUUUUAAAUGCA
This is a messenger RNA of Homo sapiens (human), 3398 nucleotides long. RefSeq names its product coagulation factor II thrombin receptor like 2 (gene F2RL2). The record is from RefSeq and is marked reviewed. Gene Ontology annotation, cellular component: membrane; plasma membrane; apical plasma membrane. The coding region runs from base 174 to 1298 and encodes 374 amino acids. The transcript is spliced from 2 exons. Gene Ontology annotation, biological process: blood coagulation; G protein-coupled receptor signaling pathway; thrombin-activated receptor signaling pathway. NCBI's taxonomy places the organism in Eukaryota, Metazoa, Chordata, Mammalia, Primates, Hominidae. Gene Ontology annotation, molecular function: proteinase-activated receptor activity; receptor ligand activity; G protein-coupled receptor activity.